Helianthus annuus (common sunflower) is the source of this 1259-nucleotide messenger RNA. RefSeq names its product replication protein A 70 kDa DNA-binding subunit B-like. The record is from RefSeq and is a predicted model, not a curated record. NCBI's taxonomy places the organism in Eukaryota, Viridiplantae, Streptophyta, Magnoliopsida, Asterales, Asteraceae. The coding region runs from base 414 to 1259 and encodes 281 amino acids. The transcript is spliced from 9 exons.
CUGUUUCAGUUGGAGGUUGGUUGUUUAUUGUUAUUUACUAAAGGUUUUGGUCAUUUUUUCUAUUUAAAAGUUUUUGGAAAAAACGGUGUUGAAAUCAAUUAUCCUGAUGUAGAUGCUGAUGAGGCUGAAGUUCCACCCUUAGAUGCUGAAAACGAACCUGAUGAACACAUAGAUGGUUGUGUUACAACGUUUGUUCGUAUGGCUGGUGAAGAUUAUUUUAGAAUCCCUGAUCCUGUUUCACGCAAGGCUAGACUUGAUGAAGGCUUAAAGGAUUUGAACAUAAGAUUUUUGCAUAUGGAUCCUCCACUGCAAAUUACCAACGGUACAAGACGUGAAAAAAGACCCAACGGUCGUGGUUAUCGAUACGCUUUAACCUGUUGGAAGAAGUUCAUGAAAGCCGCUCGGAUUAAGAGAUGGAACAGGCUGCUGUCACACUUUUGAAUAAUGUUGAUCUUAAUGUUGAUGAUUACACCAUCAGAAUCCGCAUUGUCAGGCUAUGGACAAGACCUACUUUCAAUAAUCCUAGAAAGAUUUAUUGCUACGACAUGAUAUUCAUGGACCAGGAGGGUACGAAAAUGCAGGCCUUUGUUUUACAGAAAAACACUACUGGUUAUGAACAUUUGCUGAAAGAAAAUCAAUGUUUAACCAUUCGUAACCCUUCGAUGGGUGAAAAUCGUCAAAAAGUCAAAUAUGUUCAUACUUCGUUCAAGAUCAAUCUAAAUCCCAACACUACUGUCCAAGAAUGCAAUGAGCCUGUUGGUGCUGAAUGGGGAUUUGACUUUUCUCCAUUUGAUUCUAUUGUGGAUGACCCUCUAGAUGAUAGCAAGUCUUUCAAAAGCCCUAUUGAUGUUAUCGGUUUUGUUGUCAAGUGUCUUCCGUCAGAUGAUAAGAGUGAUAAUAAUAACGGCAAAGACGAGAAGAAGACAACCUUUAUUUUGGAAGAUUUGCAACACCAUCAGAUUUACGUCACGUUAUGGGGUUGUUAUGCUGAUCAGAUUUUGGAUUUUGAGAAAAACAAUAAGGACGAAAAGAAUGUUGUGGUUGUUGUUCAGUUUGGGAAGUACAGAUUUUGGGGAGGUAAUAUGUAUGUCUCAAAUUUGUAUAAUGUAACUCGAGUCUUGAUAAACUCUGAGGUGAAAGAGAUAAUGGAUUUCAAGAAAAGAUUUAUCGAGAGACUUUCUCCCGAGAUUUCUUCCAGUUAUUCUGGCUUAAGUUCUCCUGUUGUGAAGACUGUCACUGAAGAGUUCCUAUCUGACUGA